UGAGCAAAAGAACAUCCACAACUUGUGCUGUCUCAGGAUCUUGGCAUAUUUCCCAGCAACUUGCAGUGCCUUGCAGUCUGUGGUUCUUGCCAGCGGCUCUGAAGGGUUUAUUUCUACGCGAUUCCAGGCGAUUCCACGACGUUUGGGUCAGCAAUGAACAUCUCAAUGGCCCCACUUGGUUCCAACCGCGAAGAUGGUGUGGAUGAUGUGGGUAGCCAUGUGGAUGAAGUGGGUUCAGAAGCAGGACUUCCACUUCGCCUGGAGCAGGCUGAGCAGGCUGCGGCUCCGGCUUCGUCUUCGGGACCUGAGUCGAUCCAUUUGCAUGACGUGUGGAGACCUGAUAUGGGCAAGAAUUUGUCACAUACCCAUCGAGGUUGUCAUCCAACCCAGUCCUGGAUUUGGAUCUUGAACUUUCUGAUUGCCAUAUCCGUAGCAGUGUGCUCACAGGUGGUUCACUAUGGGAUGGAAAUCCUGGGGGAUCUUCGUAUCUACUUGAUCGACUUGGUGCUUCCGAACGUUGCGGGUGCCUGGGGAAUCAACUUCCUGACGUGCAUCGGAUUCGUUGCGAUCGCCUGCAAGUGCGUCGAGUGGCAACCAAGCUCGAUCAGCAGUGGCAUUCCAGGUGUGAUCGCAUUCCUCAAUGGCGUUGACUUGGAGGAAAGUCUCUUCUCUUUUGGCGUCCUUGUGGCCAAGAUGGUUGGCGUGAUCUGCGCCUGUGGUUCUUCCUUGGCUGUUGGACCUGAAGGGCCCAUGAUUCACAUUGGUGCUACAAUAGGUGUUUUGGUGUGCAACUGCCUGCAGCAAAUCAAGUGCCGCAAUGGCAUUCAUCCCAGUCGCGGAGGGAGUCGUUCAAUCCAGCUGCAUGCUGCUGCAGUUGGUGCCGGCUGUGGUGUAGCCGCCGCAUUUGAAGCUCCGUUUGCAGGAACAUUGUUUGUGGUGGAAGAAGCAGCCACAUACCUGUCCCAGCGCUUCUUCAUUCACGUUUUCUCAGCCUGUUGCUUGUCGCUGAGUGUGGUGCUUCUUGCGAUCCAACCUGCUUGGGAAUGGCUGUGGGAAGGUGCAACAUGGCAAUUCACUCCGUUAUUUCAGGUAUUCAUUGGCCCCAGCUGCUCCCAUUCCUCUCCCACCUUUUUCUUGACCUGUGCUCUCAUUGGUGUCGUUUGCGGCUUGUUGGGUAGUGUCUUCAACCAAAUCAUUCUGGAAUUGAACUUUCGACGGGCGAGCUGGAGGGCUAGAGGGGUGCAUCGCGGAAGACUGCGGUGUGAACUUCUUGUUCUGACAGCCUUGUCCUGCUCUGUGGAGAUUUUUCUGCCGGCAAUUUGGCACUGCCAUGAAAGCACCUUGCAGCAUGCCUUUGAAAACAGCAAUCAGUGCAUAGCUGCUGAGUGGGCUGCUCAGAUGUUCAAAAGUAAAGAAGACCUUGCACAGAAUGUCAGGAGGGCAAAGGACUCCAAAAUGGAACCAGCUCCUGGUCUCUUUGGCAUUCAAUACAACCCAAGUGAGUGUCCCAAGGCUAUCUUUGCGAAUCGAACGGAGAGACCGGAUCUACCUGAAUGUAGUCUGGAAAAGAUGGGCUUUGUUUUCCCGACUUCAGUUUCGGAGCAAGAAAAGUAUUUCUAUUGCUGUGGCUUUGACAACAUCUCCAAUUUCUAUGAAGGAAAGAUCUACAACUAUAGGCAGCCCAAGGCACCGUUGCAGCUGUACAGGGAAAUGUGGCCAUCGUUUGGUAUUGAAUGUGAACCUACCGUAUGGGACAACAUCAGCAUUCCGCAGUACAACCCUAUGGCAGCUUUAGCUCUUGUUCCUGACCGAGUUACAGUGAAGAAUCUCUUUACCCGGGGAUCACCCAACAUGCUACAAAACGGAGCGAUGUUCGCCUAUCUACUUUGCUACUUCCUCCUUGCAGCGGCCACUUCGGGUUCAGCAGUGCCGAGUGGUUUGGUGGUACCUAUGAUGCUCAUUGGUGGCUGCAUAGGGCGUAUGUCUGGCAAUAUCCUGACUUCACUCUUCCACGAUGUGUAUGAAUGUCCAGUUGGUUGGACGCAUGAAUAUCAAAACAUCCUCAGCAUGUUGACAAAGAAGGGAGUACAUUUUCUCCCACAGACCUGCGGAUUGCCGGAUCCAGGAUCCUUUGCUCUGGUUGGAGCAGCUGCUUUUAUGAGUGGCUCAGGCAGCAUAGUGUUGUUCGUUAUUGCAGUUUUGGUGGAAAUCACCGGAGACACAUCAUCUAUUGUGCCCAUUGCCAUUGCUGCAAUCACAGGCAGAUUUGUAGCGAGGAUCUUCAUCGGACAUGGACUCUACCAUGAUUUGAUGCAGGUUCCCAACCUUCCAUUCUUACCGCCCGAGUGUCCUCUUCCUGCGCGAUUGCGUAUAGCACCUGUUUCAGAGUUGCCUGGUGGUAGAGUGCAACUAAGACAGUUGAAACCAAUUGAGACUCGAGAAGAACUUCAGACUUUGUUGAAUGAUUGUGGCCACCAAGCUUUCCCUGUGGUAUCCGAAGGACAUUUGUUGGGCCUGGUCCGAAGAAUCGAACUGGAGGAGUGGCUCACGCAGAGUGAGCAAAGCGCCCUUCAUUUGGAAGAAGUCGCAGACAUAGCACCAUACAUUGUGGAUCUGGACUUUCCCGUAGAACGAGCGUAUUUCAUGUUUCGUGAGCUGGGCUUGCGCCAGCUUGUGGUCACGGAUGCUGGGCGCCCAGUUGGCAUAUUGACGAGGCGUUCGUUUCUGCCUCAAUGAAUCUGAGAAGACAAAGUGCUUCGGAAGUGCUUCACUAUGAAACUUCUGAAACCAUUCGAUAUAAAUCAUAUUAAAUCGAUUACUCCGGGACCGCACCCAAAGUGGAGCUUCCAGAAUCUCAACUCGAAAAAAUGGCUUGGCCCAAUGCACAGACUCGCUACAUGUCGCUACAUUGUAGCUUUAGAUUCGCCGCAAAGUGCCAAUCGGUCUUAGCGCAUGAGCAAGCUGAAUUUUUCUUGUUGGCUCCGAAGUUCAAGCGCCUGCGUUCCCAU
This is a messenger RNA of Cladocopium goreaui, 3008 nucleotides long. The record is from the annotation of a GenBank genome assembly. Lineage: Eukaryota; Dinophyceae; Suessiales; Symbiodiniaceae.